AAGACGCGAUACGUACAGAGGCGGGCCGGGGCUUCUGGGAAAGGCGAGGACUUGAGAACGGUGACUUCAAACUUUCUUUCGGCGCGUCGAGGGUCGGUGCGGGAAGGAGAAGCAAACUUUGAGACGAAGGCUGCAAUCCGAUACAUGUCUACAGAAGUAAGUCGUAUUCGGGUUCAGUGGCACUUACUCCCAGGAUCAUGUGGAACCAUAUCACUUUCAUGAUGCUCUCUAGGUAUUCCCGAUGCCUCUUGGCUACAUCCUGUUCUCCAUUAUUCCACACUUCUAAGAGCAUAGCCCAGGAAUUUGGCAUAGGCAGACAGCAAAUGAGCCUACUGAGCUGCAAGAGUGGAAUAAAAUAUGUCAAGGUGGUUCUAUGCAACAAGAUACACUCUUCACCUGUAAGGUUCAAAAUAAAAAAUAAAUAUCAGCAUACAAAAAACUUUCCAGUAUUAGAUGGGGGCAUCCCUUCCCUAUAUAGACAUGUAUUUGAAAGCAACACAAGGAACAGUGAGAUCUGCAUUCAAAGGUACUCAGAGUUGUUUGCGAAGGUCAGUAAAGGAGGAGGAAAAAAUGCAAUAUUUCGUCACACUCAGAGGAACAAAAAGAUGCUUGUUCGUGAACGCUUAAAGAUGCUUCUUGAUGAUGAAAAUUUCCUUGAGCUCUCGCCUUUUGCAGGCCUUGAUAUGCCUUAUGGUGAUGUUCCUGCAGCAGGAUGUCUCACUGGCAUUGGAAAAAUCUGUGGAGUCUGGUGUGUCUUCAUGGCAAAUGAUGCAACAGUGAAAGGUGGGACCAUUUAUCCUAUUUCAGUGAAGAAACAACUGAGAGCUCAAGAAAUAGCAAUAAAAAAUAGACUUCCGUCUGUUUACCUUGUGGACAGUGGGGGAGCAUUCUUGCCACUUCAGGCAGAGCUAUUUCCCGACCAAUUCCACGGAGGCCGAAUUUUCUACAACGAGGCUGUGAUGUCUGCAUUGAGAAUCCCUCAGGUGGCAGUCGUGUGUGGUUCUUGUACUGCAGGAGGUGCUUACGUUCCUACCAUGGCAGAGGAAACAGCCAUUGUAGAUAAAAUUGGCACAAUGUUUCUUGCUGGGCCCCCUCUAGUUAAAGCUGCCACAGGAGAAGACAUUCAUCCCGAGGAACUAGGAGGAGCCAACCUGCAUGCUAAGAUCAGUGGUUGUGUUGACCAUUUUGCAUCUUCAGAAGAAGAAGCAUAUGAGUGUGUUAGAAAUAUUAUUUCAACAUUCAAUUAUGAAAUUCCUACAGAAGAAACUAUAGAAUAUGACAACCCCUUGUACAAUGCUGAUGAGCUUCUGGGGCUUGCACCACAAGAUUAUAGGAACACUCUGCAUAUAAAAUUGAUUCUGAGUCGUAUGAUAGAUGGCAGCAGGUUCCAGGAAUUCAAAGCUAAUUAUGGAACAACCUUAGUAACAGGAUUUGCCUACAUGGAAGGACAGCUAGUUGGAAUAGUGGCUAACAACGGUGAGCUGACGCAUGAUGCUUCUCUGAAAGGGUCCCACUUCAUACAGCUUUGUAGUCAACGAAACGUUCCAGUCCUGUUUGUUCUGAAUACAGCCCCAUGUCUGACAGAGCCAACCAGUCUCUCACAGGCAGAGGAUCACACAAAUAGGUUGAAAGCACAAGCAUCCAUGAUGGCUGCAGUUGCUUGUGCUGCUGUUCCCAAGAUAACCCUUGUGAUUGGUGGCUGCUAUGGAAAUGAAAGUUAUGCCAUGUGUGGGAGAUCAUUUGAUCCAAACUUCCUGUUCCUCUGGCCUAAUGCCAGAAUUGCCCUUGUGGAUUCAAGAUAUUGCCACACAUUCUCAGUGGUUUGGGAUGAUGACUGCACAGGAGCAGGAACAGACAUAAAACUACUAAAGGCAAAACUAGAUAAAGAAAGCAACGCAUUUUAUUCUUCUGCCAGAAUUUGGGAUGAUGGUGUAAUCCUACCUCAGAGUUCAAGGAAGGUUAUUGCACAAUGUUUAAGAAUUAUAAAACAGCAGAAAUACCAGUUCAUUUCCUUGCACCAGUCUCCUCUUCCUGUCAUAAGAAUUUAGGCAGCAAAAGCCUGCCUAUAAAGAAUUGAAUUUGAACAUUUGAGACGCUGAUUGUUAAAUAUUAAUCAUUAGUAUUUUAAUGUCAUUAUAUCGGUAUGAAAACACAGCUUGAUUUCAAAAGAUAUGUCAGUUGUCAAUCAUGCUUCUAGUCCUGUCCACAUCCACUGGUAGGUUAAUUUAAACUGAUGCCCUUUGCACUGAAUUAUUAUUAAAGGUAUUUAUGGGCUGCUUUUCCAAGGUUCAAGGUGACUUAGGCUAAUAAUUUAAAACAAAAUUUAAAAGAAGCAGAAAACCCAGUUGAAUAGCAUUAAGAAAAAAAAAUCCAAAUAAACCAACCAGCCAAACCAAAAUCUAGAUGGAAGAGAUACAUUUUGCCACCCCUCUGAAAGGCUCCAAAGAAAGAAGAGCCCACUGAUGUAAAACCCGAUUCUAGUAUUGACAGUUCUCACUUCCCACAGAGUUGGCUCAUGAAAUAUGAGCAGAUUAAGAUGACUGAAGCGGAGGAUAAGGACAGUGCAUUCACAAUUUUGAUGCAGUUUUUACCUCUGUCUUGAAGAAACUAUUGACCUUUUGUGCAAUAAAGACUUUCAGCUUAA
This is a messenger RNA of Rhineura floridana, 2644 nucleotides long. Its product is annotated as probable methylcrotonoyl-CoA carboxylase beta chain, mitochondrial. Gene Ontology annotation, molecular function: methylcrotonoyl-CoA carboxylase activity. The transcript has 13 exons. Bases 198 to 2048 code for a protein of 616 amino acids. Gene Ontology annotation, biological process: L-leucine catabolic process. Lineage: Eukaryota; Metazoa; Chordata; Lepidosauria; Squamata; Rhineuridae. Gene Ontology annotation, cellular component: mitochondrion; methylcrotonoyl-CoA carboxylase complex. The record is from RefSeq and is a predicted model, not a curated record.